Molecule: messenger RNA, 2853 nt
Organism: Phyllostomus discolor (pale spear-nosed bat)
Lineage: Eukaryota; Metazoa; Chordata; Mammalia; Chiroptera; Phyllostomidae
Gene: BAIAP2L2
Product: BAR/IMD domain containing adaptor protein 2 like 2
Exons: 14
Coding region: 713-2464 (583 amino acids)
Biological process (GO): actin crosslink formation; positive regulation of actin filament polymerization; actin filament bundle assembly
Cellular component (GO): cytosol; nucleoplasm
Molecular function (GO): protein binding
Source: RefSeq, a predicted model, not a curated record
GCCCCCCUGCCCCAGGGUGGGAGGCCAGGGAGGGACGGGGCUCAGGCGGUCUCAGUGAGCGAGCAGGGCCAAGGUUGGCUCCCAGGGCCUGUGUGACAUUAGAGCUGGCGCUGUCCCCUCGCCAACUUGCGGAGGAGCUGGGCAGGCGCAGUGGGCACGGGGCCUGGGCUGAGGGGCUCAGGGCAGGGACGGAGCCUGACAACAGUGGUGGCCCGUGGGUGUGCUCGGGCUCCAGGGGGUCUGUCAGGGGACCCUGGGGGAGGGCGACGAGCAGUCCCAGCCCACUUGGGUGGGCAGUGCCCGCCGUGGCAGGUGAAGGUCAGGGGUCCCCCCCAGAGCCAGGGGUCCCGGCCGGCCUGACGGAGCCUUGUCCUGGAGGGGGAGGUGGUCUGGGAGAGUGGCCCACCCACGCGUGCCUGCCGGCCACGGCUCCGAGGGGUAAAUAAUUGAAGGGCAGGUCACACGAACCGGCCUGCGUCACAGGAUGCCGUCCCCGCGGGGUCCGGUUACGCCCCAGAUCCAGAUCGCGCGCUGACAUCCCUGGCUGGUGAAUAAUUAAGCUGCCACCCCCUCCGAGGCCGGCCUCCAUCUCCGAGUCCCGCUCUGCGGCCUCCUGCACCGCCUGCUGAGCAGUGGGCACUGCCUUGGGACCCCCGUGUUCCCCACCCCUCGAGCCCGCCAGCCUCUGCUCAGCACCUGGGCGCGGCCGCCCAUGGCCCCCGAGAUGGACCAGUUCUACAGGUCUACCAUGGCGAUCUACAAGAGCAUCAUGGAGCAGUUCAACCCCGCCCUGGAGAACCUGGUGUACCUGGGGAACAACUACCUGCGGGCCUUCCACGCUCUGUCGGAGGCGGCCGAGGUGUACUUCAACGCCAUACAGAAGAUCGGGGAGCAGGCCCUGCAGAGUUCCACGUCACAGAUCCUGGGUGAGAUCUUGGUGCAGAUGUCGGACACCCAGCGACACUUGAACUCCGACCUGGAGGUGGUGGUGCAGACGUUCCACGGAGACCUGCUGCAGCACAUGGAGAAGAACACCAAGCUGGACAUGCAGUUCAUCAAAGACAGCCGCCAGCACUACGAGAUCGAGUACCGCCACCGCGCUGCCAACCUGGAGAAGUGCAUGUCCGAGCUGUGGCGCAUGGAGCGGAAGAGGGACAAGAACGUGCGGGAGAUGAAGGAGAGCGUGAACCGGCUGCACGCGCAGAUGCAGGCCUUCGUGUCCGAGAGCCAGCGGGCGGCCGAGCUGGAGGAGAGGCGGCGCUACCGGUUCCUGGCCGAGAAGCACCUGCUGCUGUCCAACACCUUCCUGCAGUUCUUCGGCCGGGCCCGGGGCAUUCUGCAGAACCGCGUGGUGCUGUGGAAGGAGCAGUCGGAAGCCAGCCGCAGCCCGUCGCGCGCCCACUCGCCAGGCCUGCUGGGCUCGGUGCUGGGGCCGCCCUACCCCUCGGGCCGCCUGACGCCCACCCGCCUGGACAUGCCCCAGAGGCCUCUGGGAGAGUUCAGCUCCCCCCGCAGCCGGCACGGCUCCGGCUCCUACGGCCCCGAGCCCACCGAGGCGAGGACCGCGUCCCAGCUGGAGCCAGACCGCCGGUCCCUGCCCAGGACGCCGUCUGCCUCCUCGCUCUACACCAGCGGCGCCCAGCGCUCGCGCUCCAACUCCUUCGGCGAGCGCCCAGGCGGGGCGAGCGGCGGGGGCGGCGGCAGCGGGGGCACCCGGAGGGUCCGCGCUCUCGUCUCCCACUCGGAGGGCGCCAACCACACGCUGCUGCGCUUCUCGGCCGGAGACGUCGUGGAGGUGCUAGUACCGGAGGCCCAGAACGGCUGGCUCUACGGCAAGCUGGAGGGCUCAUCCACGAGCGGCUGGUUCCCCGAGGCCUAUGUGAAGCCCCUGGAGGAGGUGCCCGUGAACCCCAUGAAUGCCUUGAACCCCAUGAACGCCUUGAACCCGGUGACCUCCAUGAACCCCAUGAACGCCUUGAACCCGGUGACCUCCAUGAACCCCAUGAACACCUUGAACCCGGUGACCUCCAUGAACCCCAUGAACGCCUUGAACCCUGUGACCUCCAUGAACCCCAUGAACCCCAUGAACGCCUUGAACCCUGUGACCUCCAUGAACCCCAUGAGCCCCAUGAAUGAGCUACCCUCCAGGUCCUACCCGCUCCGGGGCAGCCACAGUCUGGACGACCUCCUGGACCGGCCGGGCAGCCCCCCGGCGCCCUCAGAGUGCUGGGACGGCCGGCCCCGCUCCCGGACCCCGAGCCGCGCCCCCAGCCCCGCACCCACACCCCUGCCGGGCAGCCGCCGCAGUAGCAUGGGCAGCAUGGGGGUGGCCGGCGACGUCAAGAAACUCAUGUCCUGGGAGCAGCACCCGCCAGAGCUCUUCCCGCGGGGCACAAACCCCUUCGCCACCGUCAAGCUGCGGCCCACUGUCACCAAUGACCGCUCGGCGCCCCUCAUCCGCUGAGGUGCCUUCCCCAGCCGCCGCUGGCUGUGAGGCUGCCCCGCCCCCUGCCCAGGGGGUGCCCGGAGCUGGCGCGGCGUUGGCAGCAGCAGCAGAUCCAAGAAGUUGGGGCCCUGGCGCUGGGGACGGCGCCCUCCCCCUGUCCGUGACCCAGCCUGAGCAGCCCCGGGGGCCCACGCGCAGGGUCUGGGGCCUUCCAAAUAAAGCGGCGGAAUGGGGGACCGAGCCGUUCCUUCCCCUCCCCCUCCGAGGCCCCAGGACUCACCUGGGGGCCUGCCUCGUGCCCCCACCUCCCUCCCCUCCCCCACCACAGUGGGAGGAGGCCCUCCCCCCCCACGCCCGUCCCAUCGGACUUUUGUAAACAAUGAGAAAUAAAGCAAGUGCCCAUGGCA